Messenger RNA from Paramacrobiotus metropolitanus, 2802 nucleotides. Its product is annotated as WD repeat-containing protein 47-like. Gene Ontology annotation, molecular function: protein binding. The coding region runs from base 241 to 2502 and encodes 753 amino acids. The transcript has 10 exons. NCBI's taxonomy places the organism in Eukaryota, Metazoa, Tardigrada, Eutardigrada, Parachela, Macrobiotidae. The record is from RefSeq and is a predicted model, not a curated record.
GCCGUCUGCUGCGCUGCAAUAAAAGUUUCCCUUCAUUCAAUUAUUUGCCUUUGUACGUAUACUCUCUCUGUUGUGAAUUUCGUCAUUCAUUAACGUUUGGGAACUUUCAGUUUUGUGUUCAUCCAUCCAUUUAAUCCAUUGUGUAAUUUACCAUCCAUUUAUCCCUUCCAUUUCCUUUACGAAGUGCUGAAUAGUCCUGAAAUUUUCUUUUGAACAUUUUUAAUAUAAUUACCGCUGGAAAUGGUAAUUAAACCGAAUUCCUCCACGAGCAACUCCCAGGUCAAUAUUUCUGACCGCGAAAUCAUCAUAUUGAUCUUGGAGUUCCUGGAGUCGAAAAAUUUAAACAUAUCGCAGAUAUCUCUGGAGCGGGAGACUGGAAUUGUGAAUGGCGCUUUCUCUAACGAAAUCCUGUUUUUACGAGAUUUGAUAAUCGAGGGCUCGUGGGAUGAUGCAGUCGAUUACGUUGAACCACUCCAACAGGCCGCUGUUUUUGAUUAUAUUUACUUUAAGAAGAUUGUUUACCGUUAUAAGUAUCUGGAACUGCUCUGCAUAAAGAAUGAAGUGGGAAACACCAAGUUCUCCGAAGAAGCUGCGGUGAACUGCUUGCGCGAGCUCGAGACCGUAUGCGAAAAAGCGGAACUGAAUGAGUACCGUUUGCUGCUGUCGUACGGAACCAUCCAGGACCAUCCGGACUUUCGCGACUGGAAUCCAUCCAGUGCUCGAGUCAAAUGUUUUCGAGAGAUUCGCCCGUUAGUGGAAACCGUGCUACAGAUUGGCACUCCUUCUCAAGGUGAAACGAAUGUGAGCCCCCCUGAUCGUUUGGUUCAUCUCUCACUUGCCUGCAAGACAGAUGAUCUGCGAAUUAGCCAGAAUUUUCGGCGGCCCGGCAACUCACGCUCUGCUCGUGCCGCUUUGGUUAACGAAAAUACCACCAAGCUGCAAGAAAGGAAGGUCGAUAUGCCUGACCAUCGACAGAAUACUGGCGAACCGUUGUCUCCAAUCGAAGAGAACAUUAACAGUUUCAGCGAUGUCGACCAUGGGACAGAGCCUGUAUCCCAGCGACGCGAGCAAGACGAAGAUCGAAAGCGCGUCAUGGAGGAUUGGCAUGAACGUGAUCGGUUGCGAGAUCUCCUAGUUGCCGAAAUAAUGGGCAGCGCGCAGUCAAAGGUUUCUUCGCCCGCAGUAGUGCAGAAUGAUCGCAACGUUGGCAGCCCGUUGAUCAGCAGGCGUUUAGAAACUGCGCAGAAUCAAAAUGUUGUUACUCCCAUCGGACUGGAUCGAGCCUACGUACCGACCGGUGAUAUUAUGCGCGGAAAAGAUAUUCCUAUAUCAGGUCCUGACAGAAUCAAAGGUCAGUCGGAAAAAUCAGCAUCCUCAGAGAACUCAACGUUACAAGCAGUCAUUCCACGUCUCGAAAAUCGAUCAGAUACUCUUUUGUCCGAUAAUACAUCUACUGGUUAUCACUCCCGUUCACCGUCUGCCUCGAUCGAUUUCGAAACUGAUACUCUGCGUUUCGUUCCCGUUCAAAUUGUGGAGGACGAAGCUUUUGUUCGCUGUGCAGCAUUUCAUCCAGAUGGAAGCUGUUAUGCGGUUGGAAGUAAUUCGAAAACAUUAAGAAUCUGUGAAUAUCCAGCUCAAAUGAAUGCGCGAUUAACAGAGCACCGGGAGCAACCGCACAAUGUAAGAAUUUUGGACAGCCGUAUCAACUACCAUAAAGGGUCUCUAUUCUGUUUGGCGUGGAGCUUGAAGGGAACACUGAUUGCUUCUGGUUCAAACGAUAAAAUUAUUAAACUGUCUCGGUUCGACCCGCAGACGAAGAUAUUACAGGAAGGCAAUAUGGAGUUGCGCGUGCAUGACGACACUAUUCGGGAUGUGAUCUUCUUGGAAGAUACUCGUACGUCUUCCGCGCUGCUGAUGAUAUCUGCCGGUGCUGAUAACAAGAUCUUCGCUACCGAUUGUCAUACGGCCACAAAAUUGCACAAAUUUGGCGAUCAUUCUGCGCCAGUACUGUCGUUACACUCAUGGACUCGUGGGAUGUUCGUUAGCGGCGCUCAGGACAAAACGUGCCGUUUGUGGGAUCUGCGUACGCUCUCAGCUGUUAAAACUUUCAGAAACAGUGACGGAUUACCAGAUAGCACGGUCACCUGUGUGAGAGUGGACGUGAUGGGGAAGGUCAUGGCAACAGCUCACGAAAGCGGAGAAUUGAGCCUCUGGGAUUUACGAGCUGGACGGGUACUACAAGUGUCCAAACCUCAUAGUAAAGACAUACGUGGCCUAAGUUUUUCUCCGGCAUCAAACUUUUUGCUGACAGCGUCUUACGACUCAAAAGUCCGCGCACAUAACUUGGAAGGCAAUUUAUUCGAUCCAUUACCGAAUGUCGUUGUUGCGUCGCAUGCCGACAAGGUUAUCCAGUGUCAUAUGCAUAUGGUUGACAAAUCCUUUCUGACCACAAGUGCGGAUAAAACCUGUGUGCUUUGGGCCUAUCCGGAUGAAUUGCGAUAGUAUCACUGGCAUUUCCAGAAGGUUACGUCUUUUCGUUUCCCUAUGAUAGCAAAAUAAUCUCAUGUGUCCCAGUCCAAUGUUUGAAAUGUUGAAUAGACAGAUGUUCCUUGUUUCGCAGCGUCUUGCCUUUUUCAGCCCUUGCUCUUGUUCUCUAGUCAGGUGCUUUUGUAUAUUUUGAAGAUAAACCCUAUUCUGUACGACAACAAAGUUCCUACUGUAUAGGUAAGCAUUUUUCUUUUCAUUUGAAGUGUUUGUAAAAUUAUUAGUUAAUUUAUUGAAAAUGAAUAAAUCGCCGAGAGG